AUGCCUCGCCAAGGAGACGGCUCAUCUGACAACGGCCCUUUUGAGGGUACCGAUCACAACAUUGCCCACGGCUCUGGUAACAAGAACCUCAGUGACAAGGUCGCCCGCGCCGACAAGACAGCUCCCCUUCCCGAGGCUGAGCAUGGCCAGGGACUGCAAGACGCCAACGCCAGUGGCGGACAGAGCCAAGGUCUCGCCAAGGGAGAUAACGUUGGCCAGGGUGGUCGGGGCAAUUAA
Molecule: messenger RNA, 237 nt
Organism: Clonostachys rhizophaga
Lineage: Eukaryota; Fungi; Ascomycota; Sordariomycetes; Hypocreales; Bionectriaceae
Source: the annotation of a GenBank genome assembly